Parnassius apollo (apollo) is the source of this 1515-nucleotide messenger RNA. NCBI's taxonomy places the organism in Eukaryota, Metazoa, Arthropoda, Insecta, Lepidoptera, Papilionidae. The record is from the annotation of a GenBank genome assembly.
AUGAUACCAAGAUGGCGACGUUUAAUAUCAAAAUUGUUCAUAAUUCCCCAGCGGUAUGUACUUGGCAUCAUGGGCUUACUGGCGGUAUGCAACGCGUAUACGAUGCGCGUGUGUCUUAAUCUUGCAGUCACCCAAAUGGUCAAUAAUACAAAGAGUGAAGAGUCGCAUUAUGAUCCUGAUGCAUGUCCCGAUGAUAGUGAAAUAUUGGUCAACGGAACGGUCAGUCUUAAACCGUACGCGAUAUUCGAUUGGUCUGAAUCGACACAAGGUCUUAUACUAAGCGGCUUUUAUUAUGGUUAUGCCAUAACUCACGUACCAGGAGGAUAUUUAGCUGAAAGGUACGGAGGAAAAUGGACGCUAGGUAUUGGUCUUCUAAGCACAGCGAUUUUUACUCUUCUCACGCCACUUGUUGUGAAAGCCGGCGGAGCAACAUGGUUAUUUAUACUCCGAGUACUGCAAGGAAUGGGCGAAGGCCCAACGAUGCCCGCUUUGAUGAUAGUGCUAGCGCGAUGGGUUCCGCCACAUGAAAGGUCACGGCAAGGUGCUCUUGUUUUCGGAGGGGCGCAGAUAGGAAACAUCUUCGGCUCAUUCAUGUCCGGCUUCCUCAUGGCUGGCGAUGGUGAUUGGGCCAACGUAUUUUACUUUUUCGGCUGUUUCGGAAUUUUAUGGUUUAUAUUCUGGAGCAUUCUUUGCUACAGUACACCGAACACACAUCCCUAUAUAACAGACGAAGAACUUAAAUAUUUAAAUGAGACCGUCACAAGUGCCGAUACCAAAAGCGUGAGAGACCCUGUCCCCUGGAAGGCUAUUGUUAGAUCAGUUCCCGUAUGGGCUCUCGUGUUUGCCGCUGUUGGCCACGAUUGGGGCUAUUAUACGAUGGUAACUGAUUUACCGAAGUACAUGACGGAUGUGCUCAAAUUUAACAUCGCCACUACAGGCACACUAACUGCUAUUCCGUACCUUGCUAUGUGGUUUAGUUCCUUCAUAUUUGGCUGGGCAUGUGAUUGGUGUGUUAAAAAGGGAUGGCAUUCGAUUAAAACAGGAAGGAUCAUUCAUACUACAAUAGCUGCUACUGGUCCUGCUAUUUGUAUCAUUUUGGCUUCAUAUUCGGGCUGCGAUCGCUUCACAGCUGUUGCUUAUUUUAUUGUCUCCAUGGCCCUCAUGGGAGGAUUUUAUAGCGGAAUGAAGGUCAACGCUCUUGACUUGGCACCUAAUUAUGCAGGAUCUUUAACGGCAAUGAUAAAUGGCACUUCAACAAUUUCAGGAAUAAUCACGCCUUAUCUUAUAGGGCUGUUAACUCCUGACUCGACUUUAGCGCAAUGGAGGGUAGCGUUCUGGGUUUGCUUCGCUGUUUUAGUGGGAACCAAUGUAGUUUACUGCAUCUGGGCAGACGGGAAGCAACAAUGGUGGGAUGAUGUGCGACAAUACGGCUACCCACCUGAUUGGAAACAUGGCAGCUUGCAGUCUUCAAGUGAGGACAAAGAGAAAAAUAAAAAAGCAGAAUCUUCUCUAUAG